Messenger RNA from Rhinolophus ferrumequinum (greater horseshoe bat), 2554 nucleotides. It is a transcript of the gene MTO1, whose product is annotated as mitochondrial tRNA translation optimization 1. Gene Ontology annotation, molecular function: flavin adenine dinucleotide binding. Gene Ontology annotation, biological process: tRNA wobble uridine modification; tRNA methylation. Gene Ontology annotation, cellular component: cytosol. NCBI's taxonomy places the organism in Eukaryota, Metazoa, Chordata, Mammalia, Chiroptera, Rhinolophidae. The transcript is spliced from 12 exons. The coding region runs from base 98 to 1948 and encodes 616 amino acids. The record is from RefSeq and is a predicted model, not a curated record.
AGCAAGAUGGCUGCGCCCUGAAAUUUUUCUCUCGUAUCCUAAAUUUUUGCGCCUCGCUUGGGUGAGGUUCACAGUCAGAAUCUGCCUUUCUCCAGCCAUGUUCUCCUUCCGAGGUUGUGGUCGCAGGGUUGCAGCUUCUCUCACCAAACAACACCUUCCAUUGGUUCGGUUUAGCGGUGACAGCGCGGCGUCCUGGACUCCGCACUUCGACGUGGUAGUCAUCGGCGGAGGACAUGCCGGGACCGAGGCAGCCGCCGCUGCUGCUCGGUGCGGUUCCCGGACUCUGCUACUUACGCACCGCGUGGACACAAUCGGUCAGAUGUCCUGUAAUCCUUCCUUUGGCGGCAUCGGAAAGGGGCAUUUAAUGAGGGAAGUUGAUGCUUUGGAUGGCCUGUGCUGUCGAAUCUGUGACCAGUCUGGUGUACAUUACAAAGUAUUAAACCGGCGUAAGGGACCAGCUGUUUGGGGUCUGAGAGCUCAAAUUGAUAGGAAACUCUAUAAGCAGAACAUGCAGAAAGAAAUCUUAACUACACCACUGCUUACUGUUCAAGAGGGAGCUGUAGAAGAUCUUAUUCUUACAGAACCAGAACCUGAGCACACUGGGAAAUGCCGUGCCAGUGGUGUUGUUUUGGCGGAUGGAAGCAAAGUAUAUGCGGACAGCGUGAUUUUGACUGCUGGGACGUUUUUGAGAGGCAUGAUUGUAAUUGGAUUGGAGAUGCAUCCAGCAGGACGUUUAGGGGAUCAGCCUUCUGUAGGGUUGGCUCAGACUCUAGAGAAGUUGGGGUUUGUGGUGGGAAGAUUGAAGACUGGAACUCCACCCCGAAUUGCCAAAGAGUCCAUUAAUUUCAGCAUUCUAAACCAGCAGACACCAGAUAAUCCAUCCAUACCAUUCAGCUUUCUUAAUGAAACUGUGUGGAUAAAGCCAGAAGAUCAGCUGCCGUGUUACUUGACUCACACCAACCCUAGAGUAGAUGAGAUUGUCCUUGAGAACCUUCACCUUAAUAGUCACAUUAAGGAAACUACAAGAGGACCCCGAUACUGCCCCUCCAUCGAAUCAAAGGUUUUACGUUUUCCAAAUCGUCUACAUCAGGUUUGGUUGGAACCUGAAGGAAUGGAUUCUGACCUCAUCUAUCCCCAAGGGUUAUCUGUGACGCUACCAGCUGAAUUACAAGAGAAAAUGAUCACAUGUAUCAGAGGCUUGGAGAAAGCUAAAAUGAUCCAUCCAGGCUACGGUGUUCAGUAUGAUUACUUUGACCCCCGUCAGAUCGCUCCUUCUCUGGAGACUCAUUUGGUGCAACGUCUCUUCUUCGCUGGGCAGAUAAAUGGCACUACUGGUUAUGAGGAAGCUGCAGCUCAAGGUGUGAUAGCCGGAAUCAAUGCAAGUCUUCGGGUCAGACACAAGCCUCCUUUUGUCAUAAGCAGAACAGAAGGCUACAUAGGAGUCUUGAUUGAUGACCUCACAACAAUGGGCACCAACGAACCAUACCGAAUGUUCACCAGCCGAGCAGAGUUCCGUUUGUCACUGCGCCCUGAUAACGCGGACAGCAGACUCACGUUUCGAGGGUAUAAGGAAGCUGGCUGUGUGUCCCAACAACGAUAUGAGAGAGCUUCUUGGAUGAAGUCGUCUUUAGAAGAAGGCAUUUCCGUGCUAAAAUCCAUUGAGUUUUCAAGUUCUAAAUGGAAAAAGUUAAUCCCAGAGGCUUCUAUAAGUAUGGGUAAAAGUCUGCCUCUCAGAGCUCUAGAUGUUCUGAAGUAUGAGGAAGUUGACAUGGAGUUGUUGGCCAAGGCUGUUCCGGAACCCUUGGAGAAGUACACUAAAUGUAGAGAGCUGGCUGAAAGACUGAAAAUAGAAGCUGCUUAUGAAUCAGUGUUGUUCCAUCAGCAACAAGAAAUAAAGAGUGUUCAGCGAGAUGAAGCUCUCCAGCUGCCAAAAGACCUAGAGUAUUGACUCUCCAAGGAUGUAUCUUUGUCCUGUGAAGUUCGAGAGAAGCUACAUUUCUGUCGCCCACAGACGAUUGGGGCUGCUAGUCGUAUACCUGGAGUGACACCUGCUGCCAUCAUCAAUCUGCUCAGAUUUGUGAAGACCACUCAGCAGAGACAGGCAGCUUUGAAUGAAUUGCCCCAAACUGAUCACUGUUUAUGUGAUACAGACAAACUUGAAGAGAGACAGUUAUAACUUUCUAUUCAUGGGAGACAUUUAAUUAACAUAGGUGUAUAGGAGAUGAGUGUUUCUCUUUAGCACCUGUUAAAAUAACCGUAUUAGUUAUUAUGGCUUUGUCAUUAAUUUGUGAAGAAGAUGGAUUAUCACUGUGCUUUUUUGUAUAUCUGAAGAAAAAGUUAUAAAUUCUUAAUUUAUAACUCUUUCUCUCAGGUGCUCUAAUACAGUGAGCCUAUUAAUAUAACUUUGUGCCAGGUUCAUUAAAGAGAGAUAGUGGCCCUAAAACUAAAGCUGGAAAAAAAAAAAUUUAACUUGCAGAUUUGCCUGCUCAUAAGGACUUUGUCCAUUAAAUUUAACAAAUUGAAAGUCUUGUCUUUCAACUUGUUUUGAACAUUA